AUGCCACCUCUCAGCCCUCAUGCCGGCCACAUUGGCCUUGUUUUGCCGCUCUGCACUUCUGCGGCGACGGUCGGGUUGGCUCUGUACCAGUGAGUUGGUCCUACAUUCCACCACGCGUUCACGAGCGGGUCUUCUUACUGAUGUUUCGCACGUGACUAGAUACCCAGUCUUCUUGUCGUUCUUGCAGCCCGAUUCUACGGGCCAGUCGAUUGCUGGAAAGCCCCUCUCUCGCUUUUGGCACCCGAUGGUAGGGAGAACACCCGUGCAAAUCUGGCGGAAUCGAUGAUGCUAACGGGGGCAUCUGUCUAGGUCAAGCAAGGCCGCAUCCUCAUCGCAUCCCUAGCAGCUUCGUCGACCAUUGGGGGAGCUCUGGCUGCCAGGUGGCUGCAGACUCACAUUACGUUGGAGACGACGAGUUAGUCACACCCCCCACGGUGCCCUACCUUAGGUACCCUUUGCGAGCUGGAGUGGCUGAUCUUGCCCACCCAGAUGUCUCCCACUGGUACAUUGCCGGCACGGUCCUCGCAGCAGGCCACCUCGCUUCCUUGCCCAUCGUCGCUGGGCCGGUGGGACGGAUCAUCAAGGCUAAUGAGAAGGAUGACACCGAAGCGGAGAAGCAGAACCGCGAGGAGAUGAAGACUUGGUUGACCAUACACACCGUGCGGACUCUGGCAAUCGAUUUGCCAGCUCUGUGGUGCUUUGCGGAGGGUCUGUCACAGAGUCUGUGGGUGGGGCCGGCUUAA
Messenger RNA from Lecanosticta acicola, 743 nucleotides. Lineage: Eukaryota; Fungi; Ascomycota; Dothideomycetes; Mycosphaerellales; Mycosphaerellaceae. The record is from the annotation of a GenBank genome assembly.